UGAACCAGCCGUCUAGGCCCAACAAGAAUGUGAGUCUCGCUCAUUGGAAGUUAAAGAUAGAGGUGACACAUGCUGGAUCCUGACUGGCUCUUAUUUCAGUCGGCUGCCAAGAACUCUAUGGGCCACUUUUGUUGAUUCGACCAGACGAAAAGCUUUAUUAAAAGUUGUGGACUUGUUGUGGUCGCUCAUAAAUAAGCUAGAAGAGGAUCAUGGUGCUUUCCGAAGGAAAGAUCGAAAAGUCAGGCAGCUACAGCAGUGCCAUGGCAGACAGAAGACAACUGUUUGCUGAAAUGCGUGCACUCGAUCUGGACUCUAUCAGAUUGGCCACAUACAGGACAGCAUGCAAGCUGAGAUUCAUUCAGAAGAAGUGCAAUUUGCAUUUGGUGGAUAUCUGGAAUAUUAUCGAGGUUUUCCGGGAAAACAGACUCUGCGCCAUGGACCUCAGCACAGAGUUCUCAGUGUCACAUUUGCAAGCAAUACUGUCCAGCAUCUUUUCCCAGCUAAACAAGCGCUUGCCCACAACCCACCAGAUCAAUGUUGACCAGUCCAUCUCAUACCUCCUCAACUUCCUGUUAGCGGCCUACGACCUGGAAGGAGUGGGAAAGAUCUCCGUUUUUGUGGUGAAGAUGGCCCUGGCUGCUCUCUGUGGAGGGAAGAUUUUGGAUAAACUUAGAUAUGUAUUUUCACAGAUAUCAGACCCAAACGGAGUGAUGAUCUACUCACAGUUUGACCAGUUCCUAAGAGAGGUACUCAAACUGCCCAUGACGGUUUUUGAGGGACCAUCUUUUGGUUAUACUGAGCAGUCCACAAGAACCUGUUUUCCACAAGAGAAAAAGGUCUCGCUCAAUGUGUUUCUUGACACGUUCAUGUCAGAUCCUCCUCCUCAGUGUCUGGUUUGGUUACUGCUGAUGCAUCGGUUGGCAAAUGUUGAGAACGUCUUCCAUCCUGUGGAGUGCUCCUACUGCCACAGCCAGAGCAUGAUGGGAUUCCGCUACCGGUGCCAACAAUGUGAUAAUUACCAACUCUGCCAAGAGUGUUUCUGGAGGGGCCAUGCCUCGGGAAGCCAUAGCAACCAGCACCAGAUGAAGGAGUACAUGUCAUGGAAAUCUCCAGCUAAGAAGUUGUCCGAUGCUCUCAGUAAAUCUCUGAGUUGUGCCUCCGGUCGAGAGCCUCCUUACCCGACGUUCUCCGAAACAUCCGAGAAACCACUCAACCUCACUCAUGUAGUGGACACAUGGCCUCCCCGACCUGCGACGCAGUGGAAGUGA
Messenger RNA from Carassius auratus (goldfish), 1268 nucleotides. Its product is annotated as dystrobrevin alpha-like. Lineage: Eukaryota; Metazoa; Chordata; Actinopteri; Cypriniformes; Cyprinidae. The coding region runs from base 210 to 1268 and encodes 352 amino acids. Gene Ontology annotation, biological process: synaptic signaling. The transcript is spliced from 11 exons. Gene Ontology annotation, cellular component: synapse; plasma membrane. The record is from RefSeq and is a predicted model, not a curated record. Gene Ontology annotation, molecular function: zinc ion binding.